This is a messenger RNA of Metschnikowia bicuspidata var. bicuspidata NRRL YB-4993, 1158 nucleotides long. It is a transcript of the gene PGA52, whose product is annotated as Pga52p. Lineage: Eukaryota; Fungi; Ascomycota; Pichiomycetes; Serinales; Metschnikowiaceae. The transcript has a single exon. Gene Ontology annotation, cellular component: fungal-type cell wall. Bases 1 to 1158 code for a protein of 385 amino acids. The record is from RefSeq and is a predicted model, not a curated record.
AUGGCUAUGUUCUUAAAAUGUUUGGGUGCUACCCAAGGGAUUUCAGGUCUACAAGGCCGCUCUGCAUCCAGCAGCAAUUCAGCAGUUGACACAAUAGCGUUUGAAAACGUCGGUUUCACAGGUUAUUACUACGACGUUCAGGAGAUUCUGAACGCAGAUUCAGAAGAUUGCUCAUGCACUCUCUCCGACUCCUUCACGGUUUUUGAAGGAUCCAAUGCACCACUUGAUGAGGAACUUUCAAUUCACUUUCGUGGACCAUUGUCUCUUUGGCUGUUUGGGGCAUAUACAGCUGACGACUCAUCGAGUGGCACUUGGGACAGAGUCUCCUACUAUGAUUCGAAUAGUCAGGCUUCAACCAACAUAACGUUUUUGACACAUGCUGGUGAAUCCUCAACUUGUCUAGGAUCAGCACUCACAUUUGCAAGUGGCAACGGUACUGGAUAUGCUGAUUCAUCGACAAUUUUAGAAAGUAACAACUUGAUUAAUUCCAAUGAAGAAUUCAUUAUCUUUUCGGGCCUGGCUUGUCCCGACUCCGGGUUUGAUAAUUCUUGUGGUAUUUAUAGAAGUGGAAUCCCUGCAUAUCAUGGAUUUUCAGGUACCACCAAAAUGUUUUUGUUUGAAUUCGAAAUGCCAGAGGCUAAUGUGACUCUGGAAUAUUACUACAACAUGCCAGCGAUUUGGUUUUUGAAUGCAAAAAUACCAAGAACAUCUCAAUAUGGAUCAGAUGCAUCGUGCUCUUGCUGGAACUCUGGUUGUGGUGAAAUCGAUAUUUUCGAAGUAAUGAACUCUUCUACUACUGGUCAACUUUACGCGACUAUCCACGAUUAUCAAGGCACAGGUGAUAUCAACACUGGCAUGCAAGCUGAUGGAUAUUUUUCUAGAGACGUAAGCUCAACGAUGAAAGGCGGUGUUGUAUUUGGCACUGACGGCACCAUCUCGAUCUUUAUGCUGGAUAGUUUGGAAAUUUCGGAGUCUCUAGACGCAAGCUCAGUAGCAUCAUGGAUUUCUACAGCUGAUGAAGUUGUGGACACUUUGUCUAGUGUUACCAUGAACACAUCCACAACGGCUUCAAAGAGUUCCAAUGGUGUCAUGAGCAUCAGCCAAAGCCGAAGUGCAGCAUUCAUGUCUUUCGUUUUUCUGCUUUUUAUGUAUUUUUAA